Molecule: messenger RNA, 522 nt
Organism: Rotaria sordida
Lineage: Eukaryota; Metazoa; Rotifera; Eurotatoria; Philodinida; Philodinidae
Source: the annotation of a GenBank genome assembly
AUGAUAACAAAUGAAACAAUAGAUGAAAUUAAAGAACAACUUGAAAAAGCACAAAAUCAAGAUGUCAAUAUCAAAAUUAAUAAUAAGAUUGAUAUAUCAGUUGAUUUUUUGGAUGUUUGUAUUAUCAAUGAAAAUAGUCAAUUAAAAACAAGAAUUUAUCAUAAACCAGCUGCUGAACCAUAUAUUUUACCGUAUAGAUCAAUUCAUCCACGUCAUAUACAUCGUAAUAUACCAUAUGGUGCUUUAUUACAUGCUGUUCGAAUUUGUUCUAAUAUAAAUGAUUUUAAUACUGAACGUUGUCAUAUUGAUGUAUCAUUAUUAUUAAAUGGUUAUCCACCAAAUUUUAUUACAAAACAAUUUUACUGUUUAUUUCAUUUAAAUAAUGAUAUGUCUGGAUUAAAACUAAUGAAUGAAAAUGCUUAUCAUCAUAUACAUCAAAGAUUACUACAUCACCCUACACGACAUGAGAAAGAACUAAAGAAAAUGACUGAAGAUCCAAUUGAAAAACCAUUCGUAUUAUAA